UGGGAAAUCAAGAUGCUGUAUGAUGGAGGCUGCCCCCUAUGCAUGCGGGAAGUGAACAUGUUGAAGCGCAGAGAUGAAGGGAAAGGGAAAAUAUAUUUCGUUGACGUUGAUGCACCAGACUACAGACCAGAGGACAAUGCAGGCAUCAGCUACGAGCAGGCAAUGGAAAGCAUACAUGGCAUCUUACCCGAUCAAAGAGUGGUCACAAACGUUGAGGUGUUCAGACGAUUGUAUGAUGCAGUGGGACUGGGAUGGGUGUACGCCAUCACAAAAGUCCAGCCCAUUGGUCGGAUGGCAGAUUGGGUAUAUGGAAUUUGGGCGAAGUAUCGGCUGCCAAUCACUGGACGUCCAGACUUGGAGGUGGUGUUGCAGCAGAAGAAAACAUGCAAAUAA
Coccomyxa subellipsoidea C-169 is the source of this 393-nucleotide messenger RNA. Its product is annotated as putative thiol-disulfide oxidoreductase DCC. The annotation marks the transcript as partial. The transcript has 5 exons. The record is from RefSeq and is a predicted model, not a curated record. NCBI's taxonomy places the organism in Eukaryota, Viridiplantae, Chlorophyta, Trebouxiophyceae, Coccomyxaceae. Gene Ontology annotation, molecular function: protein-disulfide reductase activity.